CGUGAUUCUAGAAGAGAUAUUGCAUCUCUGUUCCACAAUAGCCCAUCAUAAUCCAUAGUUGGGAAUAUUGUAAACAGAGAAUCGAACUAUUAGAUUUAGGAAGAAGAUAAGAAGACACAGGUGUUCUCACCAUAAAAAUAUCAAUCGUUUUCUUCCUCAGAAAAAGCGGAGCAACUCAUCCAGUUCCAAUGAGGGUAACCAGAUGUGACUCUUCUGCAAUUGCAUCCUUUGGUUUUCAGACUUUCUCUGCCCCAAGGUGGAAAAUUGAAGUCAUCAAAGUAAAAAUAGAAAAUUCAUCAGAGUCCAACAUUAAGAGAGCUUCAUUAUCUGCCAGGAAGAAGGAAAGAGUUAAGCUGCCCAAUUAUGAGAAUGGAGGUCGAGGCAAGAAGAUAUAUAAUAUCAGUGAAUUUCUAAGUCAGCAAUCUGGAGUUGAAGCGAUCUUGAACACACGUGCAUUGCAAAGUUUUCAAUCACUUGAUUCUAACACAUACAGGUGUACUCUCCCAAGAAUUCAACUUCUGAACUUUGAAGUGGCUCCCGUGCUGGACUUACGAGUGAUCACAACAACUGAAGAUUGCACAGUUGAAAUGUUGUCUUGCAAGUUUGAGGGUUCAGAAAUGGUUGAACGUCAGAAUAAUCAUUUUUCAGCAUUUAUGAGAAAUCACAUAACGUGGGAUACAAAUGAUUCCGAACCAUUUUUGGAUGUUGACGUGAAGUUGAAUCUCGCUCUUGAGAUUUACACAAUGCCAUUUAAAUUAAUGCCAGUAUCUGCCGUUGAGCGUCCUGGGAAUUUAAUGAUGCAAGCCCUAGUUGAUCGGCUUGUUCCAUUGCUUCUGCAACAAUUACUACAAUACUAUGAGAAAUGGGUUCGAGAACAAUGUGAAUACCUUCCGUGAUUUGGUCCCUGUUUUUGGUGCAAGGAAUUGCAGCCCAUCGGCCGACUAGUAGUCGUCCUGCUCAGAUCGAGAGUUUUAAGUUCCCUCUAACCUCCAAAAAAAGGAACUACCCUUUCUUCCCCAAUAGAGGAAAAUAAUAAUCUGCAAUUCAUAUUCUUUCAUGAUGUAGUAGUUUUAAAAAACCAUAAUAAUGCCCAUUGUAUUUAGAAAGGGCAUUCAUGUAAAGUUGUUAUGGUAAUCAUAGUUGUCAAAUGAUGUGCCUUAUUUGUCAAAAAUCGUACUUCUUCUUUCUUGUGGUAA
Cornus florida is the source of this 1196-nucleotide messenger RNA. RefSeq lists its product as uncharacterized. The record is from RefSeq and is a predicted model, not a curated record. Lineage: Eukaryota; Viridiplantae; Streptophyta; Magnoliopsida; Cornales; Cornaceae. The coding region runs from base 189 to 896 and encodes 235 amino acids. The transcript is spliced from 9 exons.